GUACAGUGUGAGACACCCUCCACCACGCACCUGCGUAUAAAGCAAGACAGCUGCAUUCCGCCCGCAUCCCGCGGCCCUUAAAGCACUCGAGUCGAGUCGAGGCGACUGUGAAUACACUCGUUAUGCUGCGCCCCGCUGUCUGGCUCCUCGCCGCCGCCGUCCUGCGCGCUGGCGGCCUCGCUACUGCUACUGCCAUUGCCCCGGCGCCUCGCAAUGCCACAUCAAAUGCCACAGCAAACGCCGGGUACGGACCGUCGGCGCAGCGCGCUCAGGCCGUGGUUGAUACGUUCCGAACGAGUUGGGCGGCGUACUACGAAUACGCGUUUCCGGAUGAUGAGUUGAGGCCUGUGACGAAUGGGUCGGGGAACUCGCGCAACGGCUGGGGCGCCUCCGCCGUCGACGCGCUCAGCACCGCGCUGCUCAUGCGCGAGCAACAAACCGUCGCCCAGAUCCUCGCGCACAUCCCCACCAUCGACUGGGCGCACACCAGCACCCCCGUCUCGCUGUUCGAAACCACGAUCCGGUACCUCGGCGGCCUGCUGUCGGGCUACGACCUCCUCUCGGGCCCCUUAUCACAUCUCGCCGACGACCCGGCCCUCGUCGCCGCGCUGCUCGACCAGUCAGUCCAUCUCGCCAACAACCUGAGCUUCGCGUUCGACACGCCCUCCGGCGUGCCGUACAACACGCUCAACCUGUCCGCGCGCACGCCCGUCCGCGAACCAAAUUCCCUGGCUACCACCGGCACGCUGAUCCUCGAGUGGACGCGGCUAUCGGACUUGACGCGCAACACGACGUACGCGGCGCUGGCCAACGCCGCGGAAGCGUUCUUGCUCGUCCCAUCCCCGCCCGAGGCGCAGCCCUGGCCGGGCCUGCUGGGGAUGUACAUCGAGCCCACGACCGGCGAGUUUCUGGACGCGUUUGGCGGGUGGGUCGGCGGCGCGGACAGCUUCUACGAGUACCUCCUCAAAACGUGGAUUUACGACCCGGAGCGCUUCGGGUUGUUGCGCGAGCGCUGGCAGGCCGCUGCGGACUCGAGCAUUGCGCAUCUGGCGUCGCAUCCGGAGUCGCGGCCCGAACUCACGUUCCUCGCGGUCUUCAACGGCACCCAGCGCCUCCUGCAGAGCCAGCACCUCGCGUGCUUCGCGGGCGGCAACUUCCUGCUCGGCGCGCAGACGCUGGGGGUCGAUGCGUACCGAGACUUCGGACUCGCGCUCGUCGACGGGUGCCACGCCACCUACAACGCAACGGCGACGCGCAUCGGCCCGGAGAGCUUCGGAUGGGACCCCGCCCUCGUGCCAGCAGGGCAGGAGCCGUUUUUCGCCCGCCACGGGUUCUACAUCCUCGACGCCUCGUACAAUCUCCGCCCGGAGGUCGUCGAGGGCUACUACUACGCGUGGCGCGCGACGGGCGACGAGCGGUACCGCGAGUGGGCGUGGGACGCGUUUGUGGCCAUCAACGGCACGGCGCGGGCGGGGAGCGCGUGGAGCAGUGUCAGGGACGUGGAUCAGGUGGGGGGAGGCGGGGCGACGGAUACGAUGGAGAGUUUCUGGUUUGCCGAGGUGCUGAAGUACUGCUAUUUGAUUUUCGCGGACGGCGACGACGAGUGGCAGGUUGGGGGCGGGGGGAGGGAUCGGUGGGUGUGGAAUACGGAGGGGCAUCCGCUGCGGGUGUAUGAGCGGGAGGGCGUGGGUGGUGUGGUGUAGGAUAGGGAGGUCUGCGUUCAUGGGCCGUAUGCGUUCAUAGGCCGUCUACGUUGAUAGGCUGUCUGCGUUCAUGGGUGCCUGCGUUUCACUGUCUGCGGUUUAGUCCUGCAAUGCGCUGUCGUACUUCUCGGGUAUAAUGCAUCGCUACUCAAAGAACCCGCCGUCGCUAUCUUCGUCCUCGGCCUCGGCCUCCCUUGCCGCCGCUCUUGCCUCUCGCCUGUUCUUCGGAAUCUCGAGCGGCGCGUACGUCUUUUUGGGCGGCGCAGGCGUGUCUUUCCCAGGCUUCGCCUUCUUCGCCUUGCUCUUCUUCGGCGGCGCGCCCGGAA
This is a messenger RNA of Boeremia exigua, 2029 nucleotides long. Its product is annotated as glycoside hydrolase. NCBI's taxonomy places the organism in Eukaryota, Fungi, Ascomycota, Dothideomycetes, Pleosporales, Didymellaceae. Gene Ontology annotation, biological process: N-glycan processing; carbohydrate metabolic process. The coding region runs from base 123 to 1703 and encodes 526 amino acids. The transcript has 2 exons. Gene Ontology annotation, molecular function: mannosyl-oligosaccharide 1,2-alpha-mannosidase activity; calcium ion binding. Gene Ontology annotation, cellular component: endoplasmic reticulum; Golgi membrane. The record is from RefSeq and is a predicted model, not a curated record.